Messenger RNA from Arachis duranensis, 3918 nucleotides. RefSeq names its product exocyst complex component SEC8. Gene Ontology annotation, biological process: Golgi to plasma membrane transport; exocytosis. NCBI's taxonomy places the organism in Eukaryota, Viridiplantae, Streptophyta, Magnoliopsida, Fabales, Fabaceae. Gene Ontology annotation, cellular component: exocyst. The coding region runs from base 257 to 3409 and encodes 1050 amino acids. The record is from RefSeq and is a predicted model, not a curated record. The transcript has 28 exons.
AUUUAGUGCGCACACAAUGAAUCUCGAUUUGAAUCAUUUGUAGCUCCUCGAGAUCUCUGAUUACAGAAUGCGUAUUUCGAAUUUCGUUUACUGUUAUUUGAAGUUCAAAUAAUAACUCUCGUUUUAGUUGCUACUUGAGCUGGAUUUGGAGGUAUUGUCAUCUGGAAAUCAUUAGGAAUAAGCUUAGAACUGUGGGUUUGUUAGUACAAGGUAAUCUUAUCUCUUCUAUGGUGUGUGGAUACAUUGAAAGCACAAUAUGGGACUUUUUGAUGACUUGCCUUUGCCUGAAGACAAAGCUUAUUUGAGACGUGAACUCGCUAAAAUAGAUGAGAGUUGGACUGUUGCUCGUUUUGAUUCACUACCUCAUGUUGUUCACAUUUUGACGUCAAAAGAUCGUGAUGCUGCUGCACAAUUGUUGAAGGAGCAAAGUGAUGUUGUUGAGGAGGUUGUGGAUGAAGUAGUACAAACCUAUCAUAGUGGCUUCAACAAAGCUAUCCAAAACUAUUCCCAGAUCUUGAAGCUUUUCAGUGAUUCCACUGAGAGUAUCUCUGUCUUAAAGGUAGAUUUGGCAGAGGCAAAGAAGCACCUUAGUGCGCGCAAUAAACAAUUGCAUCAAUUAUGGUAUCGCUCAGUUACAUUGCGACACAUAAUCUCCUUAUUGGAUCAAAUUGAAGGCAUUGCUAAGGUUCCAGCACGUAUAGAGGAGCUCAUUGCUGAGAAGCAAUUUUAUGCUGCAGUUCAAUUGCAAGUGCAGUCUAUGCUGAUGCUUGAGAGAGAAGGUCUCCAAACUGUUGGUGCACUUCAAGAUGUCCGCUCAGAAUUAACAAAGUUACGUGGAGCCCUCUUUUAUAAGAUCUUGGAGGAUUUGCAUGCACAUCUAUACAACAAGGGCGAAUAUAGUGCUGCUGGCUCAACUAUGCUAGAAAAUGAUGAUGAAGUACCAACCACCACAGCCGUUGCACUCACUGCACAUAAUUCACAACCACUAUCUCGAAGAACAAGGUUACUGAAAGGUGACACUCAGACUGCUCUCCAGGUUGAUGGAUCAUAUAAGCCCGGAUCUGUGGAUGGGGGUUUUGAUGGCCAUGAUGGGGAAGGCACUUUGGAGUCCAAUGGUAGUGAUGUACCAAAGGAUGCUACAAUUGCUCUACAUGAAAUGCCAACAUGGCUUUCCAAUUCAACUCCUGAUGAAUUUCUUGAAACAAUCAGAAAGAGUGAUGCUCCACUUCAUGUCAAGUAUCUUCAAACCCUGGUUGAGUGCCUUUGCAUGCUUGGCAAAGUUGCAGCAGCUGGUGCUGUGAUAUGCCAAAGAUUGCGACCAACAAUUCAUGAAGUUAUUAUGUCCAAGAUAAAAGCUCAUGCAGAGCUUUUGAAUUCAUCUGCAUCUAGUCAAGACUCCCGAGUUGGCACAGGAGGCCUACACUUUAUAAAAGGUCAACUAGAAAGCUAUCAGAUGCCAAAAAAGAAGCGAAAGAAUGGAAUAUUUGUCAAUGGGACUCUCUUGGCUGUGAGCCCUGUAUCACCUCUUAUGGUUCCUGGCGGUAAAGCUCAGGUUGCUGCAAAGGAGCUUCUUGAUUCAAUUUUGGAUGCUGUUGUUCGAAUAUUUGAGAACCAUGUUAUUGUUGGGGAGCUUUUGGAAGCUAAAGCCAGUCAUCAUGUUGAAAUCAACACUCCAAAAUCAAUGUCAGUUGAUGUAAAUUGGAACCCUGAGUCUGAAGCAUCUCAAGUCACUGGAGGUUACAGUAUAGGUUUCUCCCUGACUGUGUUACAGAGUGAAUGCCAACAACUUUUAUGUGAAAUUCUGCGGGCCACUCCUGAAGCUGCUUCUGCUGAUGCUGCUGUACAAACAGCUAGACUUGCAAGUAAAGCCCCCUCAAAAGACAAGAGGGAUAAAUCAGAAGAUGGCCUUACUUUUGCUUUUCGCUUUACAGAUGCUACAAUAUCUGUUCCUAACCAGGGAGCUGAUCUUAUUCGCCAAGGAUGGAAUAGGAAGGGUCCCAAUGUGCUGCAAGAGGGUUAUGGUUCUGCAGCAGUUUUGCCUGAAGAAGGCAUAUAUUUGGCAGCUGCCAUAUACCGACCUGUGCAUCAGUUCACAGAUAAAGUUGCUUCUAUGUUGCCAACAAAGUAUUCCCAACUUGGGAAUGAUGGAUUACUAGCUUUUGUGGAGAACUUCGUGAAGGACCACUUCUUACCCACCAUGUUUGUAGACUACCGAAAAGGAGUACAGCAGGCCAUUUCAAGUCCAGCUGCUUUUCGUCCAAGGGCACAUUUGGCUGCUUAUACACCAUCAAUUGAGAAGGGUCGACCUGUAUUACAAGGACUAUUGGCUAUAGAUCACUUAACAAAGGAGGUGCUUGGCUGGGCACAAGCAAUGCCCAAAUUUGCUAGUGAUCUUGUGAAGUAUGUGGAAACUUUUCUGGAGAGGACUUAUGAAAGAUGCCGGGCUUCAUACAUGGAGGCUGUUCUUGAGAAGCAGAGUUAUAUGCUUAUUGGGAGGCAUGAUAUUGAAAAAUUGAUGAGGCUAGACCCCUCAAGUGCGUAUUUACCGAAUGUACUUGAUCAAUCUAACAUGCAAAGUAAUUCCUCUGACGCUGAAACAAUUGAGGCUGAAUUAGAACUAAGUGAACAACUGCUGCGUUUGUGUCCCAUUAAGCAGGAAAACCUAAUUCAUGAUGGAAACAAGCUUAUUUUGUUAGCAUCUCUUAGUGACUCGUUGGAGUAUGUUGCAGACUCAAUUGAAAGGCUUGGACAGGCAACUCAAAGCUCAAAUCAUGUUGAAGGAAACUAUCAUCAUGCUCGUUCAGACAGUGCGCCUCCAAGGACUCUUGCAUCAUUUGCUCAAGAUUAUAGGAAAUUGGCUGUUGAUUGUCUAAAGGUUUUACGUGUAGAGAUGCAAUUAACAACAGUAUUUCACAUACAGGAUAUGGGAUCUAAAACUUACUUGGAUGACCAAGAUGCUGAAGAGCCAGAUGACUUCAUCAUUGCGCUCACUUCACUGAUUACUGAGAGAGAUGAAGAAAUAGCUCCUUUUGUUUCAAAUGCAAAACGGAGUUACAUAUUUGGAGGAAUUUGUUUUGUUGCAGCACAUAAAUUUAUUCAGGCUUUGGGGGAUAUGGAUUCUAUUAAUCUUUUUGGAGUUCAGCAGAUAUGUCGAAAUUCCAUUGCAUUGGAACAGGCGCUAGCAGCAAUUCCAUCCAUAGAUAGUGAAGCAGUCCAACAGAGGUUGGAUCGAGUCCGCACCUACUAUGAACUAUUAAACAUGCCAUUUGAGGCCUUGCUUUCAUUCAUUACGGAACAUGUACACUUGUUUAGUGCUUCUCAGUAUGCCAAACUUCUUAAGGUUCAGGUCCCUGGAAGGGAGAUUCCUCCUGACGGUCGAGAUCGAAUAUCUGAGUUGUUAUCACUUUAGUGUGGUAGUGUGUUCAUUCAUUUGUUGAUAUUCCAUAGUUUGUUUUGAUACGGUGGGCAGCUAGCAGCACAUAGAUUUCUGAAUGUUGUUUCUGAAAACAAUGGUGAUGGAACAACCCCGUUGUAGAUGUCCAGUUUUUGGUGAAGUUAGAACUGGGUGGGCCCCUAGUUUAAAUAUAGUUACGGUUCUGCCCUCGAUGAUAGCGUUUCCAUUUUCCCUCUGAUUUGUAUGUAAUUAAUUGAUCAUGUUAUGUGUCCAUUUUUGGGUGCUGUUUUUCUUUUCGGUUGAGUUGGGAAUUCAUUUCAUUUCAGGCCAAUAUCAAGAACCUGAAAAUCGAGUGUAUAUUAUUUUUCAUGCCAAAGAUCCUGUAUUUUCCUUCUAUAAUUGUGUUGCCUAUUUUAGUUAAACUGAAAUUUUGUCGAGAGGCAGAAGACUGUAUUAUAAUUUAUAACUGUUGUCCGGAAAAAAAAUAAAAAGAAUAUACUACAUUAUAGCUGAUAUUCUUGCUA